Molecule: messenger RNA, 3628 nt
Organism: Danio rerio (zebrafish)
Lineage: Eukaryota; Metazoa; Chordata; Actinopteri; Cypriniformes; Danionidae
Source: RefSeq, a predicted model, not a curated record
GUGUAGGUGCAUAAGUACAUAGUGCAUGAGUGCAUAGUGUAUAGUGUGCCAUUUGGGACGCAGCUAUAAUGUCUUGGGCAGAUUCAUCACCUGUAAUUGUAAUCUUUUAUCAUUAAGAUUUACAACACAUACAGAUUUUACCUGUUCAGGAAAGACGCGUUACACUUUAAAUGACGAAAAAGGAUUUAUUCAAACUUUCUUUUAAGAAAAAGCUUUUUUUUCUCACUUAAAAUAGAAUUACAUUUGCUUUUAAUUUUGUUGGGUGUAUUUUUAACAGCUUUUAAGAGCCUAAUAAACACAAUUUCACGUCUUAUUCUAAUUAAUUAGGCUUUUUUCUCUACAUUAGCGAUUGUUUUUGUCCUGUCUAAGUGUUUUAGUUUGGCGUGUUGUUGAGCCUCCGUUGCUCCCGCCUCGCGGUGAUGACGUCAGCGCUGACGCGUUCAUUCAGCGUCGAGUCUUCAGAGCUGAGAGCUGAAUGAAGACAUGAAGAAUCACUUAAAUGUUCAUUCAAAGAUGAAGCGUUUUCUAUGCACUUUGUGUGGAAAGAGCUACAAUCAUCCAAACAGUUUAAGAAGACAUCAGAUGGUCCACACUGGGGAGAGACCUUACAAGUGUUCACACUGCGGAAAAACAUUCAAUGACUCGGGGAGUCUAAAAGCACAUGAGAGGAUUCACACUGGAGAGAAGCCGUACACGUGUACUCAGUGUGGGAAGAGUUUCAUACGAUCGUCAGACCGUAAUCGACACAUGAUGACCCACAGCUCUGCCGCCAUCAGUGAAAGACAAAGACAGAGUUUAUUGAAGGACAGUGAGAAGAUGAGUGAUCCAGAACCCUGCAGAAUUAAACAGGAGGAGACUGAAGAACUAAUAGAUGUGAAGGUGGAGAGUGAAGAUGAGGAGAAACAUCAUGUCAAGAGUGAAGAAGAAACUCACACAAGCACUGAACACAGUGUUUUACUGAACAGCACAGCUGUAAAAGGUUUCGUCUGCACUCGGUGUGGAAAAAAUUUUGGGCGAAAAUUUGAUCUCAAGCGUCACAUGUGGAUCCACACUGGAGAGAAACCGUACAAGUGUUCACAAUGCGACAAGAAAUUCUGUAAAUUACAAGACCUGAAAACACACAAGAAGAUUCACACUAAAGGGUUUCUCUGCAUUGCCUGUGGGAAGAGUUUCAGGGAUACAUUUUCUCUACGAAGACACACGCACAAAUCUCUUGAGCGUAACGAAGACAUGAAGAAUCACUUUAAUGUUCAUUCAACGAUGAAACAUUUUUCAUGCUGUUUGUGUGGAAAGAGCUACAAUCAUCCACACAGUUUAAGAAGACAUCAGACGAUCCACACUGGAGAGAGACCUUACAAGUGUUCAUAUUGCGAGAAAACAUUCAGUGAGUCAGGAAGUCUGAGAUCACACGAGAGGAUUCACACUGGAGAGAAACCGUUCACAUGUACUCAGUGUGGGAAGAGUUUCAUACGGUCGUCAGACCGUAAUCGACACAUGAUGACCCACAGCUCUGCCGCCAUCAAUGAAAGACAAAGACAGAGUUUAUUGAAGGACAGUGAGAAGAUGAGUGAUCCAGAACCCUGCAGAAUUAAACAGGAAGACACUGAAGAACAAACAGAGGUGAAGGUGGAGAGUGAAGUACUGUGGGGAAUCGAAGAUGAGGAGAAACAUCAUGUCAAAAGUGAAGAAGAAACUCGCACAAACACAGAUGGUAGUGUUUCAAUGAACAGCACAGCUGUGAAAAGUUUAGCCUGCACUCAGUGUGGAAAGAGAUUCAGCCGCAAAUACGGUCUCAUCAUUCACAUGAAGAUCCACGCCGGAGAGAAACCUUACAAGUGUUCCCACUGCGACAAGAGAUUCAGUAAAUUACGAGACCUGAAAGCACACAGGAAGAUUCAUCCCAAAGAGAAACCAUAUCGCUGCAUAGCUUGUGGGAGGAGUUUCAUGGAUAUAUUUAUACUACAAACCCAUACCAAAAAAUUUCACGAACUGAGUGAAGACAUGAAGAAUUACUUUGAAGUUCAUUUAAAGCUGAAGCCGUUUUCAUGCUCUUUGUGUGGAAAGAGUUUCAAUCGUUCACAUAUACUAAGAAAACAUCAGAGGAAUCACUCUGGAGAGAAACCGUACAAGUGUUCGCACUGCGACAAAACAUUCAGUCAGCCAGAGUAUCUGAAAAAGCACAAGGUGAUUCACACUGGAAGGAAACGUUACAAGUGUUCACGCUGCGAAAAAACAUAUAGCAAUUCAGAAAAUCUGAAAAUGCAUGAGAUGAUUCACACCGGAAAGAGACCGCACACAUGCGACCAGUGUGGGAAGACAUUCGUACGAUCAUCAGACCUUAAUCGACACAUGCUGAUCCACACUGGAGAGAAAAAACACAAAUGUGAUCAAUGCGGCAAAACAUUUCUGAGGACUUCAGAUCUGAAGAUCCAUCUUAGAUCUCACACAGAAGAUAAACCUUAUCCAUGCUCCGAGUGUGGAAAGAGUUUUAAAAGACAGUCACAUUUAAGUAAGCAUCAGAAGAUGCACGCUGCUGUGAAAGAGCAUGUGUGCCUUAAAUGUGGGAAGACUUUUAAUAAAGCUGGAUAUUUGAAACAGCACCAGAGGAUGCACACUGGAGAAAACACAGAUGCGGAGUGUGGGAAGAGCUUCACAAAGUCAUCAAACCUCAAACAACAUGUGGAGGGAAAACAGUGAUCAACGUGGCAAGACAUUUUUAAGGGCUGCAGAGCUGAAGAAACAUUAAGGCCAAUGUUUUCAACACGUUUUUCAGCAUUCACACUCAAGUGAUUUUUCUGUUAGAUGGUGCUUAAUGAACUUACAUCUUUUGAAAGGAAACUGAAAUGAAAACAGAGUCCUAUUUGAUCUGGAUUUACUCUCUAGACAGCAAAAAGGUUCAGUAUGUAAAGGUGCUGUAUGUAAGUUUUUGUCUCUUCUAAAGCUUAAAUAUACCAUAAUGUGUUUGCAGAUAUGUUAGAAACAUGUUAAGUGAAUAUAUUUGUCUAUCUGAAAAACAUUGCUGAAGUCAGUUAUUCUCUUUUGAAAAUGUCUGUCUUUGUUGUGGUCUCUAUACCCAGCCCACUGAAAGUUUACUCCGUUAUAUUUCAACGCCUUGGUGGAAAACACACCGUAUUUCAUUUCAGUCAUGAAGGCUGCUUCAGUGUACCUGCAUUUGAGUCAUCAGAGGAGGGGCGGAGUCAAACAGUGUUUUGAUUUUAGAGUGCCAAUGGGUGUCAAUCUUACAUACUGCACCUUUAACACAUUUUUGACGCUAUUCUUUUGUUCAGGUGGUUUAAGUAAGUUCUAAAUUAUGUAGCUAAUAAUACAUCAAAACAAUCUGAAUUUAAAUUGUGUUCAUUUGAAUUAUUGACAAUGGGGUAUAUGCCGAAGUAUGCUAAAGGACUUUUAAUUUGCCAGUAACCUUGGUUAAGCGCUUCCGGUGAAUUGUAUGCCAUUGCAAAAUCAGGGCGUUUAAGGUCUGUUUUCUUUAAAAAUCUGUAAUCUCCACUGGCUAAGUGAUAUCCGAUGUAAAGCCUGGGGGGGUUCGGUACUUCGGUACUUAUGGGGACCGGACUAUACCGAAAAGCUGAGAAACUGUGCUUUUCCAUCCGUAAUAAUUCAAAUUCAU